Messenger RNA from Angiostrongylus costaricensis, 1290 nucleotides. The record is from the annotation of a GenBank genome assembly. Lineage: Eukaryota; Metazoa; Nematoda; Chromadorea; Rhabditida; Metastrongylidae.
AUGGUUGCCGGCGGCUACUUCACGGAUGCACGUCGGACGAAAAUCCGUCAGAAGACAGGAGUCGGUUUCAUUGAAGAUUAUUUCCUACGAAGUGAAAUUAGUGACUAUCGGCGAUUACGAACCUUAGUGAACCUCAUCAUUGGGGUUGUUUUUUGCGCCUGUCUCUACUAUCUCGGCUGGAAGAAUUUAAACUUCGCAGACUUUCAUUUCGCCUAUGGAAUCAUUUUCAAGUGGUUUAUGAUAAUUUCAACGGCUUUCGCCUUUGCACUCAGUCCGAUGUUCCGAUGCGCUAUGCUUUGUGUGCUUCUCGGAGCUAUGGGGAAGAACGGUCAAGCCCCAUUGUCGCUACUAAUUUUGGAGAACCUCCAAGACGGAUCCAUCACCAACAUUGUCACCAACUACCAGAGAACAGCGGAGAUCUUAUUGUGCCAUCUGGAGCUUCAAGCAAAAAUUGCCUCAAAUCGCGUAUCAAUGCUGACUGGACCAGUUGAAGGCGUUCUUGAAAGGCAGUUAGAUCUGGGUCUUCAAAUGUUGAAAGAUCUCAUUAGUACUAUCCGAAGUAUCCUCGUCCCGUUUCUGGCGGAAAUCAAAACAACCAGAACUAAGGAAGAUAAGAAACUGGAUGAACGUGAUGAACAAAUCAGUAACUUGGCUAGGCGUAAAGCUCUAGAUUCGAUGAUGAUGAAUGAGAAAAAAUCCGAAGAGCACAACGAAGAUGAUGACAGCAAAGAGUCAGCUGGAAAGCCAAAGAAAGACGACGCGAAGCCGACAUGGGCAGAAUUCAAGACGAAAAUUAUGAAACGCCGUUUGGAAUCACUUGGAGCCUGCAAGCAGUUCAUGAGGAACGCACAAAUGAGCAACACAAUGGAAGGCGAUCUUAAUGACGUUGUAAAUCUCACAAACAGCUUGGACACAGAGCUGCAGGCUAACCUGCAUAUGAUGCUUGUUGAAAUGCCUCGUCUGGAAAACGUCUUCCAAGUUUCCGAACUUAAAAUGUUCGUCAGCAUUGGAGCGAACUAUGUUAAGGUGGUGCUGAGGACUGCUAAGCAAGUAGUUGAAGCCCUCUUCGUCUUCUACGUCUAUGUGAUUUUUCGUGAUUCUGUGAUUCUUAUCGAGAAUUACCUUACAGACGUCGACUACAACAACUGCUUUAUAACCAGCAAACCGACUAGGGACGAAAUGACUCGAGCGAAAACCUCGCUGAUUACAUGGUUCAUCACAGCAUUUUCUGCAACGCUGCUGAUUUUGCUCGAUUACUACUUGUAUGCCUUUCUUAAUGCGGUACGAUAA